AUGAUGCGCAUUUGUAUAUUACUUCUUCUUCUUUGGACAAUUCCAUCUGAUCGAGACGUUAAACGUCUUGACCUUUUCCCACAAUAUAAUUAUCAAAGUCUUUAUCAAGAUUCUUUCGGAAUGUCUCAAUCGAAUGCAACUGAUGUUUGGUCUCAACAGAGUCAGGUCGUGUUUCUUGCUGCUAUCUCACUUGCCGAUCAAUACAAUAUUAAACUUAAUAAUCAGACAAUUUCAGGUGAUAUUAUUGGAACAAAUAAUGAUGAAAAUGAACAUGCUGUACUUAAUCGCGUCUGUUAUUAUAUAUCAACUCAACGUUCAAAUAUCGUUGGAAUCGUUGGUUCAGCUACAUCAAAUAAUGCACGUUUUAUCAGUCCAUUUGCUGCUCAGAUUAAAUUACCAGUCGUUUCGUUUAGUGCAACAAAUGCUGAAUUUUCUGAUACACGCCGCUAUCCAAAAUUCUAUCAAAUUGUUCCAUCGGAUUUUUUUCUUGCUCGUACCAUCGUUCAACUGUUUAAAAGAUUCAACUGGACAACAUGUACAAUAGUUAUUCAAAAAGAUGAUUAUGGUUAUGGUGGACUAAACAUAUUGUCAGAAUAUUAUAAUCGAAAUAUUACUAUCAAGGAACGAUUAACAUUCGACGGGAAAGAUUUUAAUGAUAAUUUGAAGAAAAUAUUGCUCCGAAGUCGAUCGAAAAUUGUACUCGUUUGA
Messenger RNA from Rotaria sordida, 708 nucleotides. NCBI's taxonomy places the organism in Eukaryota, Metazoa, Rotifera, Eurotatoria, Philodinida, Philodinidae. The record is from the annotation of a GenBank genome assembly.